AUGACGCUGCAGCCAACAUUUGAAGGUAGGACCCCUGAACAGUGUUUGAAUGUGCAUACUGAUAGCCAUCCAGACAUUACGGGCUGUCAAGCUGCCCUGUUCGAAUGGGCAGAGAGCUACGACAGCAAAGACUGGGAUCGCUUAAAACAAUGCAUCGCCCCUUUCCUUCGCAUCGAUUACAGAGCCUUCUUGGACAAGCUCUGGGAGAAGAUGCCGGCCGAAGAAUUCGUGGCUAUGGUCUCUCAUCCCCACUUCUUGGGUAACCCACUCCUCAAAACGCAGCACUUUGUGGGAACAAUGAAAUGGGAGAAGGUCGACGACUCGAAAAUAGUUGGGUAUCAUCAGAUGAGAGUCGCCCAUCAGAAACACCUUGAUUCUCAGAUGAAAGAAGUCGUUGCAAAAGGUCACGGUCAUGGCUCAGCGACGGUGACGUACCGCAAGAUCAAUGGCGAGUGGAAGUUUGCCGGAAUUGAACCGAAUAUACGAUGGACUGAGUUUGGUGGAGAGGGGAUCUUUGGACCCCCUGAGAAGGAAGAGAACGGAGUCGCUGCAGACGACCAAGUGAUGAACUCGAAUGGUUCGAGUGAGGUAGAGGAGAGGAAUGGUCAUGUGGUGAACAAAGCGGUUGAGGUCAGGUCCGUCUGA
Aspergillus nidulans FGSC A4 is the source of this 645-nucleotide messenger RNA. It is a transcript of the gene arp1, whose product is annotated as scytalone dehydratase arp1. The transcript has 2 exons. The record is from RefSeq and is a predicted model, not a curated record. NCBI's taxonomy places the organism in Eukaryota, Fungi, Ascomycota, Eurotiomycetes, Eurotiales, Aspergillaceae. The coding region runs from base 1 to 645 and encodes 214 amino acids.